AUGGGCAAGCGAUUUGCGAUUAGUUUUGGAUCUGAUGGUGGUUCUGUUUCAAGGACUAAAACGUUGUACCACGACGACUCAGAGUCCGUUGUAGUCUCUGAGCAAAAUAUUUCGUUAACCUCGAAAACUUCAAAUAAUACUGAAGAUCAUAAACCAACACUCAUAAUGAGCUCAGUACAUGGCACGUCACGAAGUAAAGCCUUCUACACAUUAGCCCUUUGUCCCACUGAUGUGUACAGUCACGCAUUGAAACCUUCGCUAAUGAACGCUGAUGUAUCUGUAACCUAA
Messenger RNA from Arctia plantaginis, 288 nucleotides. NCBI's taxonomy places the organism in Eukaryota, Metazoa, Arthropoda, Insecta, Lepidoptera, Erebidae. The record is from the annotation of a GenBank genome assembly.